Molecule: messenger RNA, 4899 nt
Organism: Aspergillus calidoustus
Lineage: Eukaryota; Fungi; Ascomycota; Eurotiomycetes; Eurotiales; Aspergillaceae
Source: the annotation of a GenBank genome assembly
CAGCCUCCUCUCCGCACACCCCACUAAGCCUAAUUUAGAAGUGCCGAAUGGGGUGUCGGGGCCCGCCUGCAGCCUGAUAUUUCAGGAUUUCAACCACCCUCCUCAUCCAUCAGUAAUGCCUCAAAACUGUUUCCUGAUGAACAAUUACUUAAUGCCAUCGGGAAUGGAAUAUAGCAUACUGCGCACCUGCCAAGUCAUUUGGGAUUCAGCCAAUGCUCGGUUAUCGCCAUGUGCAGUCGGAUACUUUACCCUCCUCCCGGCGGCUGUCAUCUCCAGCGCCUGGCUAAGCUAUGGACUACGGCAACUGUCAUUUGUACAGCGGCCGAGAUGGGCUAGACCAUUUGUGCAAGAGCUCCCGCCCAGUCCCGAGAUUCCUCUAGAUCAGACGAAACAUCGUCUGGGCUGGGUCAUAGCUCUCUUGGCAAUAUCUAUACUUGGGUCGGCUGCUGAGUUGAGCAAGGUCAUUCUCGAUGGGCCUAAUCUGGCUAAUUGUACUUUGCUUUCUUCGUGGGUAAGUAGAUACUCAUUUUAGAACGGAUGGGGCCUAAUGUGUAUCAAGAUUUCCACUGCACUUCUCGCUGCUACUGAGCGGCCGAGAACAUGCCCGAAGCUGCUUCUGGUAUACUACAUGACUGCAGGCAUUAUGGAGGUUGCCUUCAUUGCCAAUUACGAUGCCUACUUCAUCUCGAAUUUGUUCACCUACCAGCUCGCUGCUGGGGCCUCUCUAUUGGGCUGCGCGGUCACUCUCAUCAUGCCGCUUCGCCCGGCCUCGCUCCCUCGUAUUGAAAUCAGCGCAGUGGGCCAGCAGCCAUCCAGUGACUUCCGAAGCCCUGAAGAUAACCUAAAGCUGUGGCAAUUUUUCAGUGUCUCUUGGAUGGCGCCACUGAUGUCCAUAGGCAAGGAGCGAAAGUUAGAGGAGAGUGACGUUUGGUUCCUAGGGUUCGAAUUCCAGCAUAAAAGGCUUCAUGAGAAGUUUCGUCAACUGCAGGGGAGUGUCAUUGGCCGCCUUCUCAAGGCAAACGGCAUUGAUAUCCUUAUUAUUAGCACGAUUUCGAUCGUGCAAAUGAUCUGCGAAUUCUCUGCGCCCUUGCUCCUUCAGCAGCUGUUACAGGCAAUGAAAGACGAAAACAGGUCCAAUCGCGUCGCCUUGGUUUAUGCAUCUCUGACACUGGCGCUUGGGCUGGUAGCCGCACAGUCCCAGGUCUUCAAUCUCUGGUAUGGCAGACGAUGCUACGAGCGCAGCCGGGGUGAGAUGAUGAUGAUGGUAUACGAGAAAGCGCUUUUGAGGAAAAAUGUAUUCGACCAACGUGCCGAAGAAAAUGGUGAUGAAACCGAACCACAAGAGGAGGAGAUUGUGGACGAUCUUCCCAAGAAAAAGUCUGGUCUCUGGAGCUUCCUUGCCUUUGACCGAGGAAACCGUAAGGACAAGGUCAGAACAGCUGUUUCUAUGGGCAAAAUCUUCAAUAUACUCCGCGGUGACGUGUAUGAGGUUGCUCAACGGUUCUGGGAGAUUGACUCUUUGAUUAGCAAGCCAAUUGGUCUGGUGAUAGCCAUAACCCUCGUCUGGAAAGUACUGGGCCCUUCAUGCUUCUUGGGAGUCCUAGCGGUUCUGGUUGCGCAGUUGAUAAAUGUGUUUAUCACACGCGCGCUGCUUCGGAGAGAACGUGGGCGCAGACAGGCGACUGAUACUAGGCUUCAAGUCUCGUCUCAGUUUGUGGAGGCUCUCCGCCAUCUACGUUGGUACGGGUGGCAGAACCACUGGCUUCGCCAGGUUAUGGAGGCGCGGGAGGCCGAGCUGAAACUCCGUGUGGUUACAAGACUCUGGAGUCUUGGUAUCAUCAUCGUCAAUAUGCUCGCUAGCGGCCUGUUUCCGGUGGUAGCUCUUUACGCCUAUACUCUCUUGGCCGGACAUCCGUUGAGCGUUGAUAUCAUAUUUCCCGCCCUGCAGCUAUUCACCAUGCUGGAAUCCCGACUCAGAGAAAUCCCCAGCUUGAUCACUGUAUUAAUCAACGCUUCUAUUGCUAUGGAGCGUAUUGAGGACUUCAUGGCUGAGCCGGAUAAAGAAACCAGGAAUAUCGCACCAUCUCUCGACGAUGCCCCGCUACAGCUGGAGAGUUGUUCUUUUGCAUGGCCUGGCAAAUCUUCCCUUGUUCUGUCAGACAUUGACCUAAAGAUCUCGCAAGGCCUUACUGUUGUACACGGCAAGGUCGGUGCUGGAAAGACAGCACUACUUCAAGCGCUUCUGGGCGAAUUGGAUAAGAAACAGGGCACCUCUUGCAUCUCAAAUGAGAUGAUCGGGUACUGUGCACAGACACCCUGGUUGCAGAGCAUGAGUAUUCGAGACAAUAUUCUAUUUACCUCUCCUUAUGACGAGCAGCGCUACAAACGUGUCCUGGACGCCUGUGCUCUCCUGCCGGAUCUUUCAAACUUCAAGCAUGGCGACUUGUCCUUCGUGGGAGAGAACGGAAUUGGUCUUUCUGGGGGUCAGAAGGCGCGCGUUGCCUUGGCAAGGGCAGUUUACAGUACCUCCAGAAUCUUACUGCUUGAUGACCCUUUGUCAGCACUUGAUCAUAAUACCGCCGAGUCUGUCGUUCAAAAGUGCCUUAUGGGUCCUCUGAUGGAGGGCCGUGUUGUUGUUCUCGUAACACACCGAAUUCAUCUCUUUCGCCACUUAGCGGAUCAGAUUAUCCUUAUACAGGAUGGUAGGGCACAAGUGGAAGGAAGAUCGUCUGCAUCGUCGGCUACCGGUGACCAGAUCAAUGACUCUCCCAAAGGAGGUUUAAGCGAUGGUGAGGCGACGGACGAGGCAGAGCUUGAAGAUCACUCGGCCGCCGUGCCAACCAAGUUUGUCGAAGACGAACACCGAGCAGAAUGGGGCGUGAAAGCUGCAGUUUACUGGAAUUACGUCAAGGCCGGAAAAUACCGAUGGUGGUGUGCUUUAGUGGUCGUCAUCACGAUAUACCGGCUGUCGACAGUUGCACAGACUUGGUUCCUCAAGGAGUGGGGAGAGGCUUAUAACGAAACUAUUCAUGUUUUCGGACAGUCUGGCUCUGGAAAGACGAUCUUCUUGAGUCCCUCGACAGCAUUUUCAACAGUACAAGGGCUAACGGAUUGGUCUCCUAAGAACCCCCUCGAUGGUCUUCCUGCUCCCAUCGAGAACGUGCGGCCAUGGCUACUGGCUUUCCUCGGCAUUAUAACAUUUCAAGCCCUCGCCAUGCUAGUCGCUCGUCUGUUUAUGCUUGUUAUCGUGUACUGCGCUGGAAAGAAGCUUUUCCAAGAGGUGAUGAUUGGAGUCAGCCAUGCUACGUUCCGCUUCUUUGAUGUUACUCCUGUUGGGCGGUUGAUGAAUCGAUUGACAUCGGAUAUCGGAGUAGUAGACGGCGAUAUUAGCGAGCAGUUUCAACUCAUCGCAUUCCUGGUCAUUACCUGGGUAUCCUCGAUUGCCGUCAUCGCCUCGGUGACGCCAGUCUUCCUCGCCUUCUCCUUCUUGCUCACCGGUGCCUUCAUCUUCACCUUCCUCCACUUCCUGCCAACAUCGCAAAGUCUCCGACGACUAGAAAUGGUUUCACUCAGUCCACUAAUCUCCAACUUCGGCGAGCUCUUACACGGCCUGACAACCGUCCGCGCCUUCCACGCAGAGCCCCGCUUCCAAGACCGCGUCAUCGCAGUCGUCGACAAGUUCCAGGGCAUGGAUCACUUCUACUGGUCGUUACAGAGCUGGCUCUCCUACCGCUUCGAAGGCCUUUCCGCGCUCUCCACCUUCUGCCUAACCGUGUUAGCCCUCUACACCGACGUAACGCCCGGCCUCGCCGCCUUCGUCCUUAUCUCAGCCAACAGUUUCGUCGCAGCAACCCACGGCCUUUGCCGCACCUAUGGUCAGCUCCAAAUGGACUUCGUCUCCGUCGAGCGCGUCGACGAACUGUUGCACGUCGAACAAGAACCAGCCGGCACAAUCGACCCGCCAGCCGCGUGGCCGAAAUUCGGCGGCGACAUUGUCUUCGAGGACGUUUGCAUUCGCUACGCGCCCCAUCUGGACCCAUCGCUGAACAACAUAUCCCUCCGAAUCCCAGGGGGCUCAACGACAGCGUUAAUUGGUCGGACAGGGAGCGGGAAGUCCACACUCGCCGUCUCCCUCCUCAGCGCUAUCCAGCCUGAAUCCGGCCGCAUCCUCAUCGACGACAUUGACAUCGCCGAGGUCGAUAAGCAAGCGCUCCGCACACGGGUGACAUUCGUCGCGCAGGACCCGGUUCUCUUCCCCGGCUCGAUCAGGCAUAACCUCGACCCGACGGAGGAGUACUCGGACGAGGAAUGCACCGAGGUGCUGCGGCGGAUCUGUGCAAAGCGUGGCUGGGCGCUUAGCACACAUGUUGAUGCCGGUGGGCGGAAUCUGAGCCAGGGCGAGAGGCAGCUGAUUGGGCUCGCGAGGGCGGUGCUGCGGCGGAGCUCGAUUGUUAUCCUGGAUGAGGCGACGGCGUCGAUUGACCAUGAGAGUUCGUUGGAGAUUCAGCAGGUGCUUAGGGAGGAGAUGAGGGAGUCGACUGUUGUUACUAUUGCGCAUAGACUGGAGGCGAUUAAGGAUGCGGAUUAUUUCGUUGAGUUGGAGGGGGGCAGGGUUGCGAGGGCAGGGUAUGUGAGAGAUAUGUAGAGGGUUGAUUGCGGGAUAACGAAGAGGAUACAGUAGAAAAAUUGUUUCUGGAUUGCGAAAGAAUUAGAUACAGCCAUUCAUUGAAAUACUCAUACAGAUCGUAUCCAGAGAUAAGAUGCCCAGACGACAAAUCACAGCCCUAAAUGCAGUAGAAAACGACACUCAUUGACACCACCAAAACCCAAACGCACUCCAUAGACCAUCUUUCACUGGCCAGAGCCGUCGAGCUAUUAGAAGUCUUAUUUACAGGCACC